CGUUGUCUUGUGUCGGGCAGAUCUGCUCUAGCAAGUGGGAGCGAAAGGUGCAGCGUAGUGUGUUUUUGUGUGUGCGUGUCGAGUCACGUUACGCAACAGUUAAAGAUGCGAUUCGGGUUAAAAGCGUAAUUUAGCAAGUGUGCAAAAACCUACUGUGACUCCUGAAUUGUUGAAGACAUUUAUAUAACAGGGAAGAGGACUGCACAAAACUGUCGAACCUCCUGGAAAAAGCGGCGGAUGAUGCAAACGCACUGUGAGAUAAAAGCGAGGCGCAGUGAAAUGAGGCGUCAAUGAGCAGAGGCAGCAGAUGACAGUGGGCUUUGUUGGGGCGCCGGAGGGACACACGCUCGCCGGCUGCCGCCGGCUCUCCAGACAUUCACGCCGCUGCUCUUCAGCUUUGCGGUUUGGGGGUCUUGUGAUCUGUUUUGUUUUGUUUGGUUUUCUUUGGCUUGGCUUUAUUCCCUCUUUUUUCAUCUCGCCACAUGAAUGCAGAAAGAGCUCUGAGGGCCUGGAAAUGAGCGAUCACAGGGCGAGGGUGCUGGCUGUCCCAACUGGAACCCCAGGGGAGUCCGCCCCUGCUCCCCUUUCCACGCCAGUUCUUCCAGCAGUUGUUACAGACACUCUUCCUGGACCCUUGCAUCCUCAGCCAGAAAGCUUUAUUUGUUUAGUUGAGAGUGGAUCCGAUCCACACUUCAGCGACAAUCGAGUUGUUGGUGAGUUAAUAAACUUAUAAAGAGAACCCCGACGCAUCGUCCGUGACUCCUGUGGUGGCAUCUUUUUAAAAAGCCCCCCCAUUCCCACCCCGCAGUACUUUCCCUUAGACCCCCUCCCUACAGAGCUUCAACUCAUCCCACGCAAUAUUCCUCAACGGUGGUGCACCAUCAACGGUUCAAUCCAGGAGCGGCUUUUCUUUCAUGUCACGCUGGGACUCGCAGUUACUGAAAUGGAAAUUCCCAACAGGAGCUGCUGCUGCGGCGCAUUGAUCCUGGCGGCGGUCCUCCUUUCACCUGUCUCCACAGUGCUCUGCAAUGACAUUUUGGGUUUGAAGCUGCCAGGUGACCCAGUGCUGACACCCAACACAGUGUGCUUGACACUGCCUGGACUCAGUAAGCGGCAAAUGAGACUUUGUGUGCGGAGCCCUGACGUGACUGCCUCUGCAAUCCAAGGCAUCCAGAUUGCAAUACAUGAGUGCCAACACCAGCUAAGAGAUCAGCGUUGGAAUUGCUCCACCCUUGAAACUGGAGGCAGGCUGCCACAUGACAGCAUUAUACUGAAAAGGGGUUUCCGGGAAAGUGCCUUCACCAUUUCACUGCUGGCAGCAGGAGUGGCUCAUUCUGUUGCAACAGCCUGUAGCCUAGGCAAGCUGCAGGGGUGUGGCUGUGAGUCCAAACGGCGUGGCGAUGAGGACAAGAUCAGGCUGAAACUUAAUCAGCUGCAGCUACAGACCCUGCAGAAGGCUAAGGACCUUUCACACCACAAUCUGCCAACACUCCUUGAGCGCCACCACGGGACACCAAGCCUGCAGGACACUUGGGAGUGGGGUGGCUGCAGUCACAAUGUCAAGUUUGGAGAGCGGUUCUCACGUGAUUGGCUGGACUCCCGGGAAACACCGCGGGAUAUUCAUGCUCGUAUGCGAAUCCACAACAACAAAGUGGGCAGACAGGCAGUCACUGAUAACAUGAAAAAGAAAUGCAAAUGUCAUGGGACAUCUGGAAGCUGCCAGUUCAAAACCUGUUGGUAUGUCACACCUGAUUUUCGACAGGUGGGCUCCAUGCUGAAGCAGAAGUUCCACACUGCGGUGUUCAUCAACUCGCAGAACAAGAACACUGGGGUUUUCAAUCCUCGUCUCGGCAAGCAGAAGGUGGCGAACCAGCUGGUGUAUUUUGAGAAGUCCCCUGAUUUCUGUGAACGGGACCUAAUGGUCGAUUCACUUGGCACAGAGGGACGCAUCUGCAACAAGACUAGCCAACGCAUGGACAAUUGUGGAAGUCUCUGUUGUGGCCGAGGCCAUAAUAUCCUCCGUCAGACGCGCAGUGAGAGAUGCAACUGCCACUUCCACUGGUGCUGUUAUGUACUGUGUGAAGAGUGCCGUGUGACAGAGUGGGUAAAUGUCUGUAAGUGAGGUAUUUACUGCUGCAAGCUCUCUGAUUAUCCCACUUAAGCUGAAGGGACUGCUAAAAAGAAUACAGUUCCCAACUCUCAUUGGAGAACAGCACAACAAGUUUUAGACUGCAGUCUCACGUUACCAACUCAUAGCGCUAUUCUCCUUUAUAGAAUGACUGACUGUCCAGAGCUGCCUGCCCUCGACCUAUUCUCUGUGUACUUAAAAAACCUAAGGAGCAGCAAGAGUAGUGCAAGUCAGGGAAAAGGGCAAGAGUUCCUUUGUGUUCAUUUUUGUGGAUUUUACAGACUUUAUCUCCACCAAAAGAAAAGUGUGAUGUCAUCUGACACAGGCUCAUCUGAACUUCCUUCUCUGUUUAAAUAGCUCUAACAAAAUUAAGCCAGCUGGAUGAUUUUAAUUCCACUCCAGUUUCUUUUGUUGUUUUGUUUUGAGAUGAGCGAUGACUUAAAACAGCAUUGAGAGAAGAGAGCCAAAGGCAAACUAAACAUAUCUGUCUGUGUCUUUCAUUGCUCCAGUAAUCCUCAGAUGCUGGUUUGGACUGUUUAAGUCUGUCAGUCAUCUUUCUUUGUGUUGCAUCUUUCAUAACUGACAUCACUUCAAGUGGUCAUAGAAGUGCUAAAAAUAAAGAUAUUGUUACAUUUAGAGCACAGACAGAAGAAGACACUGGUUUAGGGUUAUACAGUGUUGGGAUGUGAAUCUGAAACCUAAUGGUUUUCAGAGUUAAGUCCUUAGCUUAUAUAUGAUUCUGCUUCUAAAAUAGAUCUAAGCUGUAUAUCCUAUACUAUGAACGUCAAACACUGCAUAUAAAUAUUUAUUGUGACAACUAGGGAGUGCACAAACAAGCAAGGUUACUGACUACUUCUCAUUUCAUGUUGGUUUUUUUUACAUUUGCCUGGUUUCUUUAUUUAUUCUAUGUGUAUUAUGUACAUGACCCUUAAGUCUGUUAUAAGGUUUCUUGCCCACCCCGGUUCUAUUCCCAAACUGAUUUUCAUUCAUGUGAACAGUUCAUCCUGUUUACUGGGACCACAAAUUCAUCCAUGGUUCAUUUUCAGUGUCAGAUCCAGGUAUCUGAAUAAACCUUCCUGGGUGGUUUCUAAAAUCUACAGAGUAGACGUUGACUGUAUGUAGGAGGAAGAUAAAAAGGAGCCCCAAAAGUAGGGGUUUGUAUGCUGGUAUGAAUGUGAAUGUGAGUCUGACCUUAGCUAGCAUUCACAGGCUUAAGAACUAUCAUCUGGGUGGCAUCUUUACUCAGUUCAGUGGACAUAACUAAAAUUGACCUUUUAUCAGGAUGUCUAAAGGUUUCAUGGUGAGAUCCUCCUUCGAGAUAUGGUAGAAAAAUGGGCAUUGCUUUAUCAUAACGAUAAAAGACUUCUAGCUUAAAUCAGCUGUUUUUUCAUUCAACAUGCUACAAACCCUUUAUAUGUAAUGCUGAUUUUAUUAAGACAGCACCCAGUCUUUGCUGAAAUUAAAAUGAAUCAUGAAUACCAUUGUCUACCUAAGUGGCAUAGUCACACAGUGAAACGAACCUGAAGUCCUAAAUGUCACCUCCUAAAGCCGGCAAUUCACAUAUGGCAGCCCAUUUCUUUUAACCUCAACCACUGCUGAUAUUGCACCCACACAGGUCUCACAGCAGACAUGAUCCCAAACCAAUGAUCUAACUCAAGCAAACACAGGGGUAUGGGGCAAGAGCCUUCAGAGUUUCAUAAUUAACAAUGAAUCAAUAAAUAACAGUAAAAGGUAAAUGAAGCACUAAGCUUAGGCCGCAAACAGUGAAAUGUUGGGUGUUUGUAGGAUGAAACUACAUAUAUAGAGAUUUGUAAAAAAAAAAAAUUAAAAAGAGUAGUGGUGUUUAUAUCAUUCUGAAAUGAAAAUGUACAUCUUAACAUGCUGGACAGUAAGCCAUUUCGUGUUUUCUAAGAUGUAAUUUCAGAAUGCCGUUGGCCUCUCGACUGAGGCCCUUUGUACACUGGUGGUUCUAAGCAUUCAAAUAUGGCAAUUAUUGCUUUUUGAGAUUAAAAUCUUUAUAUACUGCA
Molecule: messenger RNA, 4155 nt
Organism: Polypterus senegalus (gray bichir)
Lineage: Eukaryota; Metazoa; Chordata; Cladistia; Polypteriformes; Polypteridae
Gene: wnt10b
Product: wingless-type MMTV integration site family, member 10b
Exons: 4
Coding region: 944-2122 (392 amino acids)
Biological process (GO): cell fate commitment; canonical Wnt signaling pathway; multicellular organism development
Cellular component (GO): extracellular region
Molecular function (GO): frizzled binding; cytokine activity
Source: RefSeq, a predicted model, not a curated record